CUGGUAUAUUUAGGUAUUUUUUCGGUAUAAUAUUUGAGUAUGUUUUUUAAUAGAACUCAUCGCGGACAUACAACAAAAUUUCAAGGAAUUUCAUUUCUACAACUUACUGCGAUGUGCUAGUAAAACUGAACUGGAGAAAUUGAUUAAUUCUACGAGAUAAAGUUAACAAAAAUAUAAAACAGCAAAUUGAAAACCCAUGCGUGAGAAGUGUGACGACGAAGAGGAAAAGUGCAACAACUACAUGAAUUACAAAUAUAAGUCUAAAUUAAAUCCUUAGUUAACCAAAAUCACCAAAAUAUUUUCAUAAUUUUAAAGAAAUAUUCUAAGCGUGAUAGCCAGUUUUGAAACAACCCGAAAAAAGUCAUUUUCCAAAAAGGAAUCAACUGAAAAUCGGCGAAACGAAUCGAAUCAAAUCGAAUUGAUUCGAUUAACAGCUGUGCUGUAUGUACACAUGCACCUGUGUGUGUAAGGGGGCGCGCGCGUGUGUGUGUGCGUGUACGUGAGUGUUUCGCGUGUGUGUUAGUGUAUGUCAGUGUUGGUGGCGAAAAUUGAAACGCCCGCUAAACAAAGUCAAGCGCUAGAUGGCGCUCUCGCUGCCGCCUUUGACCAGUGUUGUUGUUGUUGUCGGUGUGCCAGUUGUUGUUGUUGUUGAUGCUGCAGCUAAUAAAACGCGGAAAGGCAAAUUAUAACCGCCCACCAAGCCCACAACACAAAUCCAACACCACCAUCACCACAACGACCACCCCCCAAAUAAAUAUAUUUCAAUUUAUUAGCCUAACAAAAUCAACUCCCCAACAAUAAGAAAAAAAAAAAUAAUAAAAAAUAAUAAGUAAUAAUAAUAAACAAGAGUUUCGCAUUACCCAUCGCCGGUCGGUUCAAAUUGCGUCGCGUCGCAUCGUGAUCGUCGCUAGUCCUCGGAUCGGAUCGGAACGGAACGGAACAUUAUAGUACGGACGGUUACGGAUCAGAACGGAUCGUAUCGUAUCGUAUCGGAUCGGAUCGGAGCGGAUCAGUUGGCAGUCGGUGGCACCUGACAACGCAACGCAACGCUAACCGCUAUUAUGCAUCGGCGUCGUCGGCUGGCCAGUGCAAAAAUCGCAUUCGAAUUGGCGGGCGAGCAGCAGCAGCUAAAACAACUGACACAGAACGCCAUCGAACAGGCUUAUUAAAUAAUAUACAUAAAUCUAUAUAUAUACAUAUAUCUAAUUCUAAAUAUAAAGACAGUCGAUAAACCGUAGUUUUUAGUAAAACUAACCGAAGGUUAAAUAACUUUUUUCCGUGGCCCAAAUAAUCCAAGAAACGUCAAUCCUGGAUUAUUUGCUAAAGACUUUGCGCACGCUGAAAUCCAAUUCGAUUAUGGCCGAGAAUCAAAGUGCGGCCAGCGAAGAUUCCGGUCACCAACAACAACAGCAGCAGCAACAGCAACACCAGCAACAUCAGCAACCACUAGCCGCAACAUCAGUCACAUCAGCCACAUCGGCCGCAUCGACCUUAGCUAAUCAAUCGCCCACUAACUCGCAGGCCUCGUCCCCGGAAAACUCGCAGGAAGCACUGCCUCUUCUGCGACGACAGCAAUCCGCGACAGUAGCAGUAGCAGCGGCAGCAGCAGCAGCAACAGUUGCAGCCACCAGCAGCAACACGCCGCAACAGCAGCAGCAGCACCAGCAGCAGCGCAGCAGCAUCAGCAACAUGUUUGAUCGCACGGUGAACGCCAAGUUCAAGCCGGCUGCCGCGAAUGCUGGAACGGGCAACAAUCCGGGGCGCCGCAACUCCAUGCUGACGCCCGCCCGAGGGGUCAGUGUGGGCGGGACAGGAGGAAACAUACGCAAGCUGACCAAGGUCAACUCGCUGACCAACAACCAUAGCUUCUCCGUGUGCUAUCCCCCCAGCUACAUCUAUCACAAUAGCAACAAUGCCGGCAGCAAUUCGGCGCUGCAGCGCACGACCAGCGAAAGUCUGCGCCUGAAUUCGCUGACUCGUGUGGCAGCUUCGGCCGCAGCUGCAACGGUGUCGCGCGCCAGCAGCAACUCCAGCCUGGCCACGUCCACCUCCACAUCGCUGGCGCCCAAAUCCAGCAGCAGCAGCGGUGGCAGCAACUCCACUUCGCAGCAGCAACAGCAGCCACCGGUGAGCAGCAACAGCAGCAGCAGCGGUGGCAGCGGCAGCAACAACAGCUUCACCAAGGCCAGUUCGCCCAACAACAACGGCGCUCGUUCGGUGGGCGGAGCAACUGCAUCGGCGUCGGCAGGCAGCCAUCACCAUCAGCCACAUCACCACCAUCAUCACCAUCACCACCACCAGCAUCACAGCCACGGGCAACAUCAGCAGCAGCAGCAGCAACAGCAACAACAGACUAGCCUGAGUCAAGGACACGCCUCGCUGACCGUCGCCGGUGGUGGCGGUGGUGGUGGGUCCUCGGGGGCAGCUGGUGGUGCCACCAAUCGCAAACCAAAGACGACUUCCUCAUUCGAGAUCACCUCGGUGACGGUGGGCCAUCCCAAGCUGAAUGCGGCUGGCGAUACUGGCGACGAGUCGGCCGACGAUCUGGACGAAUCUCACACGGAUGACAACAGUCGGAUAACGGAUCUGGAGAACGAGACGCCCUCGAUGUCGGAGGACACGUUCUCCAAGGAGGAGGUCUACUAUGCCAACAACGCCCUCAGCACGAAUGCCCCGGUGAUACCGACUAGCUCACAGUACGGCCUCGUUGUGGUGGAUCCCAUUGGCCCCUCGCUCGGCCAGACCAUCCAGAAUGUCCAGGUGAACGUGUCGGAUAACAUAAUCAAUGUGGUGAGUGGCGCCGUGACUCCCGGCGGCACCAAGAAGAAGGACGACAUCAAGGAGACGCAGCAUCGCAGCGAACGGUUCAAGGUGGUCAAGAUCGAGUCCACGGAGCCGUUCAAGCGCGGUCGCUGGAUGUGCAUGGACUACCUGGACCACUCGAGUGUGGGCAACGGUGGUGGUGGUGGUGGCAACAACAACGAAAAGACUGGCUCUUCAACUUCCGAUGCGCACGCUGCCACAGCGGAUGGCGCAGCAGCAGCAGGUGUUGCCGCAGGUGGCACGGAUGCCGCCCUGCCGCACAAGACCACCCAGAGCAUGAUUCUGCCGCCCACGCAGAAGCUGAACGAGAAUCACCUGGAGGCCAACUCGACCGAUGCCAAUUGGAACUAUGCCGAGCAGCAGCAACAGCAGCAGUCGCAGUCGCAGCAGCCGUCGCAGACCCAGCAGCAAUCCUCGCAGCAGCAGCAGCAACAGAUAAGUGCCGCGCCCAGUGGGGUGAUGACCGCCCCCGCAACGGUGGUGCACGGGAUGCACCAGCUGCACAUGGAGGCCCAGCAGCAGCAGCAACUCUUCGAUAGCGUGAAUGCCAAUGCCGGUUCGCCAAAUCCGGCCGGUGACCCCAGCAACAUGGACUACGCUCGAACGGCGGCCAUGCAGCUGCAGCAGACGUUGCAGCAGCUGAAGCAACGGGAGGAGGCCAUGGACGUCCCCUCGGGAGGCGGUUAUCCCAACUACCAGAACGGCGGCGAUGUUGCUGGUGGGGCGGCCAACAACAACAACAGCGGUGGAGCUGCAGCAACCGGAGAAGCGCAGCUGAGCACCAGCUAUGUGGAGCAGCAACAGCCACUGUCGCCGGCACCACUUACCCCACAAGCUGCGCCCACAUUCGCAGCUGUUGCUGCCGGGCAGUCGCCCAACUUCCAAUUGGAGCAACAGCAGAAGCAACAGCAACAACAACAGCAGCAGCAGCAACAGGCAACAUCGCAGAUAGAUGGGAUAGUCCCACAGCCAUUUAGCCAGCAGCAACAGCAGCAGCAGAAUCCACAGCAAUCAAACCCACAACAAACAGUAGCAGCAGCAGCAGCUGCAACAUCCGCAGUUGCUGCAGUUGUGCCACAACAGACUUCAAACACUUCCAACGCAGCAGCGGUAACCACUGGCCAGGGUCAGACAUUGCCGCUGCUAUCACACAUGACCAGCUACGAGCAGCAGCAGCAACAGCCUCCCAAUCUGGUAGCAGCGGCAACAGGAGGCGGCGGCACGGCACCAACAUCGGUGGUUGCAGCACCGCCAGCAAUUCCCACGCUGCAAUUGCAGAGUGCUCCUUCCACAAUUGCCGAUCCGCAGCAAUUGAUGGUGCCACAACAACAACAGCAGCAAGAGGAGCAACAGCAACAACAGCCGACACAACAGCAACAGAUUCCGCCAACCAAUAUCGCGAGUGCUAGUGCCAAUAAUAGUAAUCUAAACCUAACGAAUACGAUUGUUGUGGCCAACGCCGAGGCAACGACAAACGCGCUGACCUUGACCGAUGAACUGGCGACCGCGGCAGCAACCACUGCAGUUGCAACCGGAGCUGCAGCAGCAGCAGCAGCAACAGGAGCCCCAUCGACAGCAGCAGCAACGCAGCAGCAAAUUCAACAGCUACAACAGCAACCAAAUGCAGAAUCCGAGACUGAAAGGUAAGCGUUUCAAUUUCAACUCGCCACAAAGACAGUAAGUUAAACGGGGAGGGAUAAUUGUAGCAAAUGGAUAGUUAACUAGACGAACGUGAACCGAUUAAUAAUUCAGAUGAAGGGGGUUUAAGGGUCAUUAAACAACGAUGGAAUUUAAUCGAUAAAAUGUGUAGAAACUUUAGUAAGAAGAAAUAAAUUCUGAAGGGUGAAAUUUAAAAGUUGUAACUACAUAUAAAGCAGAUUACAGUUUUUAUUAAAUUUCUACAAAUAUUUUCUCUUUAUCCGCAAAUUGUUUACCUAUCUUGAUAACUAACAUUUAAUUUUACUGGCUUAUCGCCACAAUAACUCAUUAGAUAUUCAUUCCGUUUGGAAUUUGCUGCUUGCACAACUUAAUAUGGUUCCAUAAGAACUACAGAGUUUAAAACUGCACUGCAAAUAGGCUGAGACGGAGUUGCGCUCGGAAUAUUGACUGUUAAUUAUAAAAUUUCAGUCAAAUAUUUGCUCUCGGCGGCUGUAAGUGCUGUAAAAACAGAUUCCGAGUCAGGGGAACGUGACUCCAACAUCUGGUUAACCACAUUGGAAAAAGGCGUUAACGACUACGUUACGUACAACUAAAAUACCAUUCGUUAUUAAUUUAAAAAGUAUUAAAGGUCUUGCAUUGAGUAGUUAAAUUAGUUAUAUUUUUGUGAAUUUUAAACUCAUUCAGAAUAGUUUUUAUUUGAUUGAACAGCAAUCUUUCUAAAGAAAUCUUGAUAAAUAGGUAAUUAUUUAAUUAUAAUUAUUGCAAAAAAUAUUUUGAGGAUUUCCGGCUUUCAAAAUCAGACGAUUUCAGCCUACUCUGACUAAUGGUCUAAAUUUAGAAAAUGAGUAAAUAAUACCAAACAUAACUGGCUUAUCGCCUGACUAUAAAGAUUAUCAGUGAAGAGAUAAGACUCGAGUUCCUUGAUGAGAACGUUCAACUGACAGCUGCCCAGUUUCAAUGCCUUUCAACCAAUUGCAAUUAAACGCCAAUUAGGCAUGUGUACAUUAGUUUAUGACUAUACAUAUAUAUAUUUAUAUAUAUAUAGUGAUAUAUAGAUGGGCGUUGGAGGAAAGCAACGCAGAAGUAUACCAAGCAUAAAUUCGCCUUAGCUGCAAACUAUUUUUGCCGCUUUAACAUUUGCUCAACUCUAAUGAGCCAAUAAAUUCACAUUACGUAUACGCGCAGGUGGCCAGCUGCUGUAAUUUGCUUAAAUCAGAAAGCAAAACUGAAUCGUUUGCAUUUUUCUUCGCCUCGCUUUUCUGUGACUUUUCCUUCACUCAGGCGCGGCCUCUCGUUGGCUAUAAAUUUCACGCUAACUCGACACUUGUCGCAAUCUUUUCCUCUAAUUUUCUUGGUUUUCCUUGCCAUUUACCCCCGCGGCUUUUGAAAUCCAAUUUCUUUCUCUAUUCAUAAUAUGCCGUAAAAUCGGUUUUCAGUCAGAUGAUCAUAUAGAACAUUCGUUAAGCUGUAGAAACAUGUGCCCAGGCCUUUCCUUAUUUGCUUUGAUUUGUGGCAUUUUCGUAUUUGUUUUGCCAAAGUUUGUUGGCCGCGAGGCUUAUAAUCAAAGUGCACACGCUUUUCCUGUCAUUUGAUACGCAUUGUUUGCUUUAUUGUGACGUCAGCUUAUAGCUAAUAUUGAUUCUGAGGUAGUAUUAUUGAAAAGGCUGAUUUCUUAAUGCGUUAAAUCAUCUUGAUAAUAACUGCAUUUUUGUUACUGAUGGAAAGUUUAGUAGUGAUGUCAAAUCUUUGGAAUAGAUGGUAAUCAUAAGUUAAGGCGGUUACUUCAAUGCAAAGUGCUAUCAGUUGAACUUCCUUUUUUCUAAGCUUCUUCUAUUAUCAUGUUUAUUUGAUUUUGUGCUUUCGUUUAUAAUCAGUCUCAUUUACAUAUUGGCUUUAUUUGCCUAGACCCAACCCAAAAUUAAAGUCCUGUUAAGACCCAUUUAUUGACGGGAAGAUAAGGACACGUUCAAGAUAAAGUUUGUUGAAAGCCGGCGAAUUUUUUUAAAGGUAUUAAAUUUUUAGGUGUGCAGUGUACAAGUUUUUUUGUAGAAAUGUUAAGAACUUUUGGAUUCUUUUACUAAUUGAUUACAAUUACCUUAUUUAAAACAUUCUGUUGACUCACAUUUAAAUUGAAUGAAACAUAAUUGAAGAUGAUUGUUUUUAAAUGAGCUUAUAUAAGCUUUACCCCCAAUCCCCAAAAAAAAAAACCCACCUACAUCUAUUGCUCUCCCCAAUCUUUCCACCUUUUUCCGAUUUUCUAUUUUCCCCGCGCCACCUAUCACUCAAUGCUAAUUAUCAGACUGCGAUUAGAUAGCCUUCUUAUGAUAAGAGCCACACGAAGGUUCUUCAAUGUAAUCUGCUUUGUUUUUCGCUUGUCGCGUUUCGUUUUUUCCUCAUUUUUUUCACCUUUUCCCUGUUAUCGUUCAUCGGCGUCGGUGCUUUGCUCCAAAAAAAUGAAAAAUACAAUGAAAUAAAAAAUAGCGUCGGCUCCAUUCGUGUGUGUAAAUUUUGUUUCUCGCCCAUUAUUCGGCGCUGUCGCCGCCGUCGUCUUCCCAAACUAAAGAGCUAAAGAGCGGAGGAACGCAGAAAAAAUGUAUUUUUGAAAAUAAUUUUAUUGCUGCCGCCGAAGCGCAGCCGCCACCGUCGACGUCGCUGCUUUUGGUUUUCGUGUGUGUGUUGUGUUGUGCUGGUCGUUUUUGGAUUUUGUGUAAAAUUCAGUUUUUGGUUCCAAUUCAGUAAACAAAAACUUGUCGCCGGCGUGAGACGCAAAACGCGAACAAAAAAAAAAAGAAAUAAGAAAAAAAAAGUUACAAACGAAAAGCCCAAAAAGUACAGACCGAAAA
Drosophila ficusphila is the source of this 7325-nucleotide messenger RNA. RefSeq names its product protein bunched, class 1/class 3/D/E isoforms (gene bun). Gene Ontology annotation, biological process: regulation of transcription by RNA polymerase II. The coding region runs from base 1357 to 4470 and encodes 1037 amino acids. Lineage: Eukaryota; Metazoa; Arthropoda; Insecta; Diptera; Drosophilidae. The record is from RefSeq and is a predicted model, not a curated record. The transcript has 3 exons.